Messenger RNA from Globicephala melas (long-finned pilot whale), 1569 nucleotides. RefSeq names its product growth arrest specific 1 (gene GAS1). Lineage: Eukaryota; Metazoa; Chordata; Mammalia; Artiodactyla; Delphinidae. Gene Ontology annotation, cellular component: plasma membrane. The record is from RefSeq and is a predicted model, not a curated record. Gene Ontology annotation, biological process: regulation of cell cycle.
AUGGUGGCAGGGCUGCUGGGCGGCGGCGGCGGGGCCCGCGGGGGGACCGUGCCGGGCGCCUGGCUGUGCCUGAUGGCGCUGCUGCAGCUGCUGGGCUCGGCGCCGCGGGGCUCCGGGCUGGCGCACGGCCGCCGCCUCAUCUGCUGGCAGGCGCUGCUGCAGUGCCAGGGGGAGCCGGAGUGCAGCUACGCCUACAACCAGUACGCCGAGGCGUGCGCGCCGGUGUUGGCGCAGCGCAGCGGGGGCGACGCGCCGGGGGCCGCCGCCGCCGCCGCCGCCGCCGCCGGCUUCCCGGCCUCGGCCGCGUCCUUCUCGUCGCGCUGGCGCUGCCCGAGCCACUGCAUCUCGGCCCUUAUUCAGCUCAACCACACGCGCCGCGGGCCCGCCUUGGAGGACUGUGACUGCGCGCAAGACGAGAACUGCAAGUCCACCAAGCGCGCCAUUGAGCCGUGCCUGCCCCGGACGAGCGGCGGCGGCGCGGGCGGCCCGGGCGCGGGCGGGGUUAUGGGCUGCACCGAGGCCCGGCGGCGCUGCGACCGCGACAGCCGCUGCAACCUGGCGCUCAGCCGCUACCUGACCUACUGCGGGAAGCUCUUCAACGGGCUUCGCUGCACCGACGAGUGCCGCACGGUCAUCGAGGACAUGCUGGCCGUGCCCAAGGCGGCGCUGCUCAACGACUGUGUGUGCGACGGCCUGGAGCGGCCCAUCUGCGAGUCGGUCAAAGAGAACAUGGCCCGCCUGUGCUUCGGCGCCGAGCUGGGCAACGGCCCGGGCAGCAGCGGCUCGGACGGGGGCCUGGACGACUACUACGACGAGGAGUACGACGAUGAGCAGCGCGCCGGGGGCGCGGGCGGCGAGCAGCCGCUGGACGACGACGACGGCGUCCCGCACCCUCCGCGCCCGGGCGGCGGCGCUGCUGCGGCGGGCGGCCGCGGGGACCUGCCCUAUGGGUCCGGGCGCAGGAGCAGCAGCAGCGGCUGCCGCUCGGCGACCCGAGGCGCCUGGACCCCGCUCGCCUCCAUUUUGCUGCUGCUGCUGCUACCGCUGCUCUUUUAACACUCGCGGCCCCCCGCCGUCGGCCACGGGAGGGUCGGCGCCGGGGCACCUGUGGCUCGGGAACAGAGGGGUGGUCGGGGGUAUUUUCCAAAACGUUUUCUAGGUGGUUUCUGCCUAGCCGGUCUCCCCGCCUUGACUCUUGGCACGACCUUCGCCUCCUCUCCCGAGCAGGACUUUUUGGACAUCCUCCCCUGCCCCCAUUCCGGGUUCCAGACACUCCCCGCAGAAACCAGCCUAACUCCGGACCCCCGACAUGAAACGGGCCUGGGAGGACGGAACCGUAGUCCUGGACUCCGAAGAGAGGAUGCUGACCAGUGGGGUCUUAAGAGUUUCAAGGGACUGGGUUCGGAACAGGGGUUUUGAAGGAGGAUUUAUAUUUGCAGAGGGGCUGUUUAUUAGCGUUUCUCCUGCGAGGGGGGGAGAAGUGCCGGUAAUCGACUUUUAUUGUGGCCAGUGAAGACAUUGCAAUCGUAACCAAUUCAUUCGUUUAGUCUUGGUAUCCGUGCCCAGAAU